AUCAAAACAAUUUGGCACUUUCUUCAGUUCUGGUUCAUAUCAAGAGCAUGAAAAGGGAAAUUACCUUCAAAAUUUCGUAAAUGUGAUUUUGUAAUAUAGAUGUCGUAGAAAUGAGGUUGUCAGUAAUUUUACUUUUCUUUUUGGACUUUUUAAUGGUUUAUUCUGAACCAAUAUACUUCAUAACAGCUCCAAGUGUGUUCAGACUGGAUGCUCCAGAGACGGUGUCUGUCAGUAUUUCUGGUAUAGACAUUAUCUCAAUCCAGCUCUACAUACAGGACCAUCCUGCCAAACAAAAGAUAUUGUAUGAGAGGACUGUCACAAUCUCAUCUGGUGAAGUGAAGAACACAACGUUUACACUACAAGCAUCAGAUCUUCAGGACACGGAUGGCAAUACCAUACAAUAUGUGUCACUUGUAGCCAAGUCUACAAAUGGGAGAUUUAUAUUUGAGAAAGAGAAAGUGAUUCUUUUGUCUAGACAGAGUGGAUAUAUUUUUAUACAGACAGACAAACCUGUGUAUACACCUAACCAGGAAGUAAGGAUAAGAGUUAUUCCAUUGGAUGAGGUGAGACGACCAUCAACUGUACCCGUACAUAUUGAUAUCAAGAAUCCACAAGGAGUUAUAGUCCAAAGGAAGAAUGCCUCGUAUCAUGGCAGUUUUAUAACAGACAGAUUUCAUCUACCGUCACGCCCAUUCUAUGGUAACAACUGGACUGUCGAGGCUAGGUUCACUAAUGGGCUUGAAACAGAAACAGUAGUUACCUUUGAAGUAAAAGAGUAUGUUUUACCAAAGUUCAGUAUAACUCUGCAGUCAGAACCAGACAUUAUUCUCCCAACAACAGAGACUAUAAGAAUAAAUGUUUCAGCUAAUUAUUUUCAUGGAAAAGCAAUAGAUGGUACAUGUGUAUUAUCAUAUGGAAUUAUUACAGAUGGACAACAUAAAAUCAGUGAUGUUGAUCUUAAACAGCAGAUGACGGUAGGAUCAACAGAUUUUGAAAUAAGUACUAAUACAUUGGAAGAGAGAUUUCCAUCAUACUGGUUCCCAGAUGGUGCAAGACUAUAUCUAGAGGUUACCAUACUAGAUAAGGGAACAGGAAGAAGGGAACAAGUGUCUGACAAGAAAACUGUGUUCUCUAACCAUCCAUACAAAAUAUCUGUAGAAAAAUCACAGAAAUACUUCAAACCUGGAAUUCCCUAUGACUUGGUAAUUGACACUUUCUAUGCCAAUGGAAAACCAGCACCAAACUGUCCACUUAGUAUAUAUUGUGGAAAGAGAACAAUUCAUGGCAGUGUAAUACCUUUAAGAAGAAGUAAUUUAGAAACAGAUGAGACUGGACGACUCAUUAAAUCUGUUAAUAUUGAAAACAUAGAUACAAGCUUAUCAUGUACAAUAAAAACAGAUGCAGAUAGAAAUAACUAUGCUAAUACAGUACAGUCAGAGGUCACAUUUGCUGUGGCAGCCAUGCAAUCAUCAUCUAACAGAUUUAUCAGAGUCAAACCUACAUUGAAUGAUGGGAGAUUAACUGCUGAAAUUUCAACCAGAAGAUUAAGAUCAACUGAGUUUUACCACCUGCUGAUUUCAGGUGGUAGAAUUUUAUCAGUUUUACAGUCUAGGGGAAGUAACUCUUUCUUACAAACUAUCAACAGUGACAUGGCACCUAACAUGCGUAUUGUGACUUAUGCCUUUAAUCAGAGAUUGAGAGGAUCUACAGAAGUAGCAGCUGAUUCUGCUGUAAUUGAAGUUGUUUCUUCUUGUAAUCAUCAAGAGCUUGAGGUAAUGGUGCCAAACACAGAAAUUAGUCCAAAGUCUGUGCUGACGAUUAAUGUCACUGGACCACCGCUCAGUAAAGUGGGCUUUAUGGCCAUAGACAAAGCUGUGUAUCAAAUUAGUGAUAAAAAUAGACUGAAGAAAGAAAAGAUGUUUUCAUCCUUUAGUGAUCAUGAUCUUGGUUGCAGUGUAGGUGGAGGAAUUAAUGUCAACAAAGUGUUUGAGGAUGCUGGUUUAUCAGUUCUUACCAAUGCAGAUGUUCAAACAAGUCAACGAGACAGUGUUCAAUGUCCUACAACUGGUCGAAGAAAAAGAUCCAUAAAUCCAAGUGAAGAGACAAACCCAUGUUGUCAAGCUGGAAGAAGAUUUGCUUUCCAGUAUGGCCAGACCCAUUUUAUAGCUGCCAGUGAUUGUUACACAGAAGGACAGAAAGUUCACAAUCUAAUAAAAAGUUCUAGAUGUGCCAAAGCUUUCUAUAGAUGUUGUAAAUCAUAUGAAGAGAGACUAAGUAAUCCUGAACAUAUGAUAUCACAUGCAAUGUUGGAAAAUAGAGGAGACUUUUUCGACUUUGACAGAACAGUAGUUAUAUCUCAGGAUGAAGAAUAUACAUUCAGAGAUAUAAAUAUGAUGGCAGAAGAUGUUCCAAUUAGAUCGUUCUUCCCAGAAUCUUGGAUGUUUGAAGAAAGUUCAUUGGAUGCGAGUGGUGCUUUAAUCAGAUCUGUUAUUAUGCCAGAUUCUACUACAACUCACGUUCUGCAAGCUGUCAGUCUGUCCCCUCUUUAUGGCAUGUGUGUUGCACAAUCUGUUGAUGUUAUUAGUACCAAGGAUUUCUUUGUUGACCUUGACCUUCCUUACAGUGUUGUCAGAAUGGAACAAACAGAAAUUAGAGCUACACUUCACAACUAUAGAUCUAGAAAACUACCGUGUCAUGUACGUCUGCAAAACACAGAGGGUGUGUGUUCUACAGAGCAGGAUACUAUUCGUAUUGAGAUAGAGCCUAACAGUGUUCAGCUUGUCAGAUUUCCUAUAGUGCCUAUGAGAGCUGGAGAAUUUAUCAUUGAUGUCAUAGUUCUAUGUUAUAAUGUAGGAGACAGAGUAAAGAAAACUUUAAGAGUUGUGAAUGAAGGAAGAGAAGAAAAGAAAACAGUAUCAUUUUGGCUUGACCCUAAAGGUCAAAGGAAACACUAUCAUGAUGAAUCAGAUCUUACUGUUCAAGUAUCACACCCUUUCCACCAUCUUGAUACACAGGUUACAACAGUAGACCUUACCUUGCCAGAAGAAGCUAUCCCAGGCACAGGACAGUGUAAAGUGUCAGCCAUAGGUAACAUUAUGGAUGCCGCCGUACAGACUGUAUUAGGAGGUGUAGGGACACUGCUGGACAAUAUACCCCAUGGAUGUGGAGAACAGACCAUGAUCCUGAUGGCACCUCUAGUCUAUGCUAUGAGAUAUCUUCAUGGUACCACUGGAUUGACACCACAAGCUGAGAACAGAGGCAAAUUCUUCAUGAAAGUAGGGUACCAGAGAGAGUUGGCUUUCAGGAAACAAGAUGGUUCUUUUUCUGUUUGGCAACACAGACCUUCAAGUACAUGGUUAACAGCUUUUGUAUUGAAAGUGUUUUGUCAAGCUAAAACCUACAUUGAUAUAGACCAGAAUAUUAUCUGUACAGGGAUGCAAUGGCUCUUUACAAAACAAAACGCAAAUGGAUCAUUUACUGAAUCAUCUCCAGUUUAUCACAAAGAAAUAAUGGGUGGUAUAAAUGGAGAGACAUCCCUAACAGCUUUUGUAUUGAUAUCUCUGUUGGAAUGUGAUUGUAGAUUACAGGGAACGAGUGAUAACAUCAGAAGAGCUGUAGAUUUUCUAGAAAACCAGUUUUUAAGUACCCACCAUCCAUAUUCUCUGUCAAUAGCAGCAUAUGCUUUAGCUUUAGCCAAUAGUAAUAGGAAGUUCAGGGUUAAUACAAAACUAAAACGAUAUUCAAAGUUUGUUAAUUUCCCUGGAGAGAGAAGAAAAGGUUACAGAUAUUGGCCAAUAGAAUUUUAUGAUUAUCGUAAUCAGACAGAUAUUCCUUAUUGGUACAGAAAGAACCCCUCAGCAGUAUCCAUAGAAACAACAGCAUAUGCUCUGCUCACUCAGCUAGAACUAGAUAAGAUUAUAUACAGCCAUAACAUUGUUGAAUGGUUGGUUGAACAACAGCAAGCUUCUGGAGCUUUUGUAUCAACACAGGAUACCAUAGUAGGACUACAGGCCCUGUCCAUGUAUAAUGUUAGAACAUAUGCAGAAGAUGUGAACAUGAGGUGUACUAUAACUUCAGGACACAAUAGCACAUUUAGAGAACACCUCAAUUUGCAGGAACGUGAAUCUAUGGUUGAGAAAUCUGUUCAUGAUAUCCCUGCCACUGGAAAAUUACAUGUGACAACACAUGGAAGAGGUGUGGCUCGUAUGGAGGUAGAAUUCCGUUAUAAUGUCAAUGACACAGAGAGAACUGGAUGUAAAUUCGACAUCAAUAUAGAAAUUGAUGAUAUUGAUGUAGACAUACUACAGGAAAAACAGUCACAGAGAGACCAACACUGCGAUGUUUGUGGUAAAUGUGAGGACAUUGAUUAUGAUGUGGUACUAGACAGAUACAAUGUCCCAGAUCCUGACCCAAGAAUCGGUUUCUCUAACCAGAAUGUGAAUCCACCUCCAGAUCGUGUUCAAGGACCACGGCCACCCUUAGGUCCUAGUGGGCCUGACCUAUUAAAUGUUGAUUUGUCUGGUGAAGUGGAUAUUGAAACAUCAAGAGGGCGAAGUGGUAGAGGGCAGAGUGGCAGAGGGCGGAGUGGUAGAAGGAGAAGUAGUGGUAGAGGGAGAAUCAGUGGUAGAAGGAACAACAGGAGAAGAACAGGCAGGUCUGCCCGUCGCCGUGGUGCCAGUAGGCAACAGAAGUGUAUGGAAAUUUGUGUUUCGUACAUAGGAAAUGAAAUUUUAGACAUGCCAGUGAUAGAUGUUGGACUACCUACAGGAUAUGUUGUUGAAGAAGAGGACUUGAAAAAGGUGACAGAAGAAGAUUUCAUCGACAGUUAUGAUGUGUCUAAGAGAGCUAUAACAUUUUACUUACAAAAGAUACCACAGGAUGAAAUAUGUUUCAAGUUACGAAUGAUAAUGGACUUUGAGGUAGAAAAUCUUCAGUCAGCAAAAGUAGAAGUUUAUGAUUAUUCAAAGAAAGAUGAGAGAUGUGUGAAGUUUUAUAGUCUACAGUACGAAGUUGCAGAAUUGGAUGUUUUCUGUAGUAAAGAGAAUUGUCAUUGUGUUGAAGGUGAAUGUGCAGAAAUUUGGGACAACAAACUGAAAGGUUCAUUGAUAGAUGCUGCAGCAGUGUAUGAAAUGACUUGUCAUGGAUAUGAUUAUGUGUUAAGGAUAAAAGUGAAUGGAGCCAGGAUUGCUGGGAAUCACAUUGUCAUUUCUACUGUUAUUCAAUCAGUCAUAAAUACAGUUCCAGACAGAUCAGAUUUAACAGUAGAUAGUGAGGUAGAUUUUUGGAUGAACCUAAGAUGUACUAUAGAGCUAUUAGAAAAUGGGCAUUACUACAUCAUAUAUGGUAAUGGUGGCUACCAGUAUAUUGAAGAAUCAGGAACAGAAAGGUACCGGUAUUACCUCCAGGGUGAUUCUAUCAUCAUGAAAGAUUACACCAGGGAUAUGUAUAAUCCAGAAGCUGUUGCCCACUUAAGUUAUUGGAAACGUUUCUUUACAAGGAUGGAGACACAUAUUAGAGUAAAUGGAUGCUGAUUUGUGAAUUAAUCAUCAUUUUACGAUGAACUUUUGUGCCAAAGUUCUAAUUUACAUUGUUUAUGUUUUGAUAUUAUAACUUUUUUCUUAAAACAUUGUAUUUUAUUGUUGAGAUUUCUGUUGUUAAUAAAUGUAUCACUGUU
Mytilus californianus (California mussel) is the source of this 5674-nucleotide messenger RNA. RefSeq names its product complement C3-like. The record is from RefSeq and is a predicted model, not a curated record. NCBI's taxonomy places the organism in Eukaryota, Metazoa, Mollusca, Bivalvia, Mytilida, Mytilidae. The transcript has 39 exons. Gene Ontology annotation, cellular component: extracellular region. Gene Ontology annotation, molecular function: endopeptidase inhibitor activity. Bases 111 to 5531 code for a protein of 1806 amino acids.